AUGUCGUGUAAUAAAUUGGAACGUUUCACCUUCACUUCCCGGUUAAUGGACAUUAGGGUCACGAAAGAUUCAGCGGCCACGGAUUCCACGAACGAGGAUAAAGCGGGGGCCUCCUGCUGCAAAUUGACUCCUUUGAUCAGCCUGGAAAAGAAGCAGAGCCCGGUGAAUCCGUACAAUCGCGUCGACUGGACGACGAAAAUGAACUCAAAAUGGCCACUUCCGGACGCGAACGACAAUGAGAUCAGCGGUGUUAACAGCCUGCCGCAGCUUGACUGCGCAACGUUCUCCGGAUCGUUCAUGGACACGUGUUCCUGCUGUCCCCGGGAGAUCUUUGACAAGCACGAUACCGACGACGCCGUCAACAACCACAGGAGUAUCGUCGUGCUCAAGGACGACGAGUGCUGCAAAACUCACUGGGCCAGGGACGAACGUUAUCAGAAAAUUAAAGCGAAAGUCGGCAAGGCCAUCAAGAGACAUAAAAUAUUUUUGAUACGCGGCGAGUUACCGAAAUUGAAAGAAGCUCUGGAGAAAAGGGGCUGGGUACAGAAACACGAGGCUACAAAAACAAGGACUCUGCCUUACGGCAGCGUAGCUAGCUUAGAAUCACGAUCGUUGGGUGAUUUGAUCCACCUGGACGGCAGUUUGAACGAGAAAGCGGUAAUUUUCGCCAUGCUACGCCACAAACCGCCAGACUUUAUAUGGGACUGCCGAAACGACUUUGUCGAUUGGCAUCGCGGCCUGAGUAGCAACACGAUUCUCAACAGAUAUCAAAAGCCUUCCGUCUACACCUCCAAGCUAGGAAUGGCUCGUUUGUUGGAGGAAGCCCACUGGCUGUACGAGGAAGACGUGUCGUCGGUGCUGUUCCCACGAAGUUACAAUCUGAGCAGAGAACCGAAAGCUUUCCUCGAUGAUUUUCGCUUGACCGCCGCUGCCGGUUUGUUGAAAUGGUUCGUCGAAAGAAUGCAAGACGAGCAGAGUUCCCUCCCAGAGCCGGGGCAACGUCCGAUUCUAAUGAGCCGGCUGGAAUUCGCGAUGAAACGCUGCGAAGAAUUUAUCGCCUAUGAAAACCACCAGAACAUAGACAAAGACUUUCUCACCGAGUUUCCCGAAGAGGAGUGGAACUCGUUUUUGGACGAUUACGCCGCGGCCGUGCACGAAGGUGCUGGAAUCGAGGCCACGUCGGAGAGGAGUCGAGAACAAUUACAAAAGUAUCUAGAGCUGACGAAUCCGAUAUUGGCGAAAUUGAAAGAGAUUGAUCCGCAAUACGAGCUGAACGGAAUGAGAAACAUAUGGAUCUUGAAGCCAAGCGAACUUUGCUGCGGCACGGGCAUCAGUAUAUCACACAAUUUGAAGGAUAUAUUCCGAAAGAUAAAAAGCAAGCCAAAGGAUUACUUCAUUGUCCAGAAGUACAUCGGGAAGGACUCCUGCGAUUCAGCUCGAAACCCUACACUUUCUCAACUUAUCACGAAGCGAUUCAUAUCUGCAAUACCGCCAUUCAGGAGAAGUACGACGAGGAGAGGCGACGGCGGAGGAAACGUGGAAAUUCAGAGGAAGUUGUAAAAUCGAUUCGCGAUCAAGGAUGGGACUGCAAGAAGCUGAACGAAUAUUUAAAGCAAACGGGGCACUGCGGCGAGCCGUACUACGACAAGAUCUAUCCGAAAAUGUCGGAGGCCAUAGUCCUGACGAUGCUGGCCUCCCAGGAACACAUGGACAGGCGACGGUGUAGCUUCGAACUGUACGGCGCCGAUUUCGUCGUGAUGGAGGAUCUUUCGGUCUGGUUGAUCGAGAUCAACACGAAUCCUCGGAUGCAUCCGCCCAGCUCGAGAAUUACCAAACGCCUCUAUUCCAAUGUUCUCGAAAGCUUGGUGAAAGUGAUAAUGGACGUACCGAUGAAUCCGAGCGCAGACACCGGCGGCUUCAGCCUCGCGUACAAGCAGAACAUACCCGACUUCCGGCCUUAUCUCGGUCCCUGUCUCUUCGUGUUCGGCAAGUUGAUAACGCUGCAGGAAUAUCCGCGAAAACGGGAGCGGAGGAAGAAGGGAGGGAACGGGUGGAUGAAACAGCAACAACAGCAACAGACGCCGCGCGCGUGGACCGCUCCGCCGAUGAUUCCACGGCUAAGAGAACCAAAAGUAGUCGACUUUAUCGACUACUUGAACACCGCCCGCUGCACCGCCGCCAACUGA
Molecule: messenger RNA, 2186 nt
Organism: Heterotrigona itama
Lineage: Eukaryota; Metazoa; Arthropoda; Insecta; Hymenoptera; Apidae
Source: the annotation of a GenBank genome assembly